Nipponia nippon (crested ibis) is the source of this 1830-nucleotide messenger RNA. The record is from RefSeq and is a predicted model, not a curated record. Lineage: Eukaryota; Metazoa; Chordata; Aves; Pelecaniformes; Threskiornithidae.
AUGCCGCUGGCCCUCUUGGCCACCCGGCGCCAGACGGAGGACGUGGUGACGGUGGCAUCGAAGUUCAAGCAGCGCUACGAGUGUCGGCUCCCGCCCGCAGCCAUCCGGCGGCAGCCCGACCCCGAGGAGGAGGCGCAGCUCUACAACGGCUCCGGCGUCGCCGAGCUCCUGCGCCCCAUGGGUGCUGCCCCGUGCCUCGUCAAGACCAAGGACUGGUGGACGUACGAGUUCUGCUACGGGAAGCACAUCCAGCAGUACCACGUGGAAGAGUCGGAGAUCAAAGGAGAUGUCCUCUUCCUCGGCUACUACCAGUCGGCGUUCGACUGGGACGACGAGACGGCCAAGGCCUCCAAGCAGCACCGGCUGAAGCGGUACCACAGCCAGAGCUACGUGAACGGCUCCCGCUGCGACCUCACCGGCCGAGCCAGGGAGGCCGAAGUCCGGUUCCUGUGCGAGGAGGGCGCCGGUGACUACAUUGCCCGGGUGGACGAGCCCCAGUCCUGCUCCUACGUCCUGACCAUCCACACCACCCGCAUCUGCCACCACCCCUUCCUGCGCCCGCCGGCCGGCGCCGCACCACAGCCCAUCCUCUGCCAGCCGGCGCUCAGCCCAGCGCAGUACGUCGAGUACGUCCGCGCCCAAGUCUCUGACACCAAGCGGAAGGUGGAGGAGAUCUCGGAGGAGCUGAAGACGUUGGACACGAGGCUGUGGAGCGAGAGGGACGCCGAGACCCUCGCGCAGCCCCCCGAGGGUGUGCCGGCGGCCCGCGGUGACGCCGCGCCGGGGGACGAGCCAGACCCAGCGAAGGAGGCGGCUUUUUGGGAGCGGGUGCGUGAGGUGACCGGCAAGGCCGGCGGCCAGCAGGACAGCGCCCGGGCAGAGGAGCCGUCCCCAAAGGCAGCCGGCGGCCGGGCGGCUGAUACGCGGAAGAAAAUCCAUUUCAAAGUGAUCAGGAGCCCGGAGGACCUGCUCCAGUUCAUCGAGGAGCUGAAGGAGAGCACCAAGAAGGCCAAGGAGAAGGCAAGCGAGGAGGAGGAGGAGGCAGCGGCAAAGGCUCCCCCGGACCCUCCCGUCCCUGAAGAGCUCCCAGCGGGUGAGAGGGAGCGACCGGAGGAGGAAGAAGAGGAGGAAGAGGAAGACGGGGACCUUCUGGGUGGCUUCGAGAAGGAGCUGGAGGCCGUCCUGCUGCCCCGGGAGCAGAUGGCCCAGCUGAAGGAGGAGGUGAAGACUGAGAUGGAGAAGGAGUUUGACAACAUCAUCAACGAGGUGGAGGACGAGCUGGAAACGGAGGGGCUGAAGGGGGAGUUUGAUCGUAACCAGGCCUCCAAGUCUUUGGCCUCCACCCUCAACCGCCUCAUGGACAAGCUGGACGGGCCAGGAGGGGAGAAAGAGGAAGAGGAGGGGGCCGGGAGGAAGGCCAGCCCCGACCCCCCGGCCGAUGGGCGGGUGCGGGUGCGGGUGAGCAGGAUCGGGCCCGGCAGCGGCCGGCAACGGGAACCCCCUCGGCGGGAGAUGGGGCGGGAGAACCCCCAGCUCCAUCACAUCGAGAGCGAGGUGCGGGAGCUGCUGGCCAAGGAGGGGCUGCGGGCCGAAGUGUCCCCCCCAUCCAUGCCUGUGGUGUCCCCGUUCGUGGCCGUGGUGACCUUCCCACGCGUGGCCACGGUGUCCCCCCACGCAUGGCCGGUGUCCCCCCACGCAUGGCCACUCUUCCCGCAUGCAAAACCACAGUGGCCGCGGUCUCCCGUGCGUGGCCGUGAUCCCAUUGUCACGGCCGUGGUGCCCCCGAAACACGCGGUCAAGGUCCCCCAGGCGUGGCCAUGGUCCCCUUAA